CUCAAAACCUCCACCUUCUCUCUAGCUUUCCAUCAUCUUCUUCACAGGGCUGCCGCCGACACCACUCUGGUGACCGGCGGUGGCCCAAAUUCUCUCUUUUUUCUUCCUUUCUCUUGCUCGCCGGAUUUCCUUUGUGGUUUCCUUGCUCUCCGAUCAGUGCUGGCUUUUCCUGUUUCCUUUGCCCUUCUCGGCUUUUGCAGAUCUAUUCUGAUUUUCCAGCCCUCGAUGGCUCUUCCAGCCCUUGGUGGCUUUAUCUCGGUUCCUUAGUGGUUCCUCCCACUUUCCUCCCUGGUGGAGAUGUUGUGUCUUGUUCAGAUCUAGUUUUCUAGAUCUGUUCCUCUGUUUUGGGUACGGAAGAUGCAAUUUGGGGGUGCUUCUGCUGGUUCGGUUUGAAGAUUUCCUCCUUCUUGGUGUGGUCGUUCCCGUGGGCGAUCACGUUCACUGUUGCGCCUCUGCUGUUGUGCUCCUUUCUUGAUCUCUGCAUCUUUGCCAAUCGUCAGUGUGGGUGGCGGUGUCUCUUCCGAUUGUCAUGGCGGAUGGUCCAUGUUUCUAUGAGAUCAGAGUUCUUCUUUUGGGUUGAUUUGCAGUGUGGGUGUGGGUUGUUGUUGAUGGAUUGGGUUGUGCUGCUUGUUGGUGUUCCUGUUCUUGGAACUCUUUUUGGCUUUGUGUUUCUGCAGGUGAGGCUCAUGCUGGUGGGUCUUCUUUCUUGUGGUUUUUGUGGGCAUUUCAACCCUUUGUGUUCCCUGCUCUCUGGUUUGUCAUGGAUGCUUCCGCUGCCGGCUCCCUCUCUUUGUUUCAGCUCUGAACAAUCCUGUAUAGUGCUGCCCACCGCCAUGUAAUCUCCUCGGUGAUUCACUGUGAUGGGUCGUCUUCGAACAACUCCCAGGAGGCGGCAUAUGGUGUUGCAAUGUUCAAUCAUCAUGGUCAUUGCUGUAUUGGAUGAGCUGAAGCUUUCCUUUGAGUUUUUCUGAUAAAUGAGGUUGCAAAGAGUGAUUCAGAUGCUUUGGUUUGCGGUUCAAGAAUGGAAUGCCCUUGUCUAGUUGGAUCAUGCUUGGCUUUCUCUUGUUCUGAUCUUCCCCUCGUUGGUUUGUGUGUUCCUCUAGAUGUUGAGGUUGUUCUUUCUUGAUUUGUUUUCUCAUGUUGUAUCCCUCUUUGUAACCGAUUUUAUUAGUUGAGCAAUAUAAGUGAUCCCUUUGUCAAAAAAAAAAACCUUCCAAAUCUCUCUCCUUCUUCCCCAUUCUUCCCCAGAAUCACUCCCCCUAUUCCUCCUCCCCAACUUUCAAACUGACAACCACCAACCUUCACACUCACCACCUCUCUUCAAUCCACCUCAACUACCACACCGAAUUCAACCCUAACCAAGAUCUAUUUCCAAUCCGCAACAGCCACCACCAACCCCAAGAUCUAACUCACUGCCGCUCCUGCUGCAACAUCGAUGGCUUCAGAGCUUUAAAUCGCCGCAAUCCCGCCGGCAAAACUUCGAUUCAUGAACACGGUUUGAGUUAGAUUAGCGAUUGAUUGAGCUCAAAGCUGCGAGGGUUUUGUGGUCCUUACCAAUAGAACGAGUGCGGAUGAUCUGGAGGCUCCGUGCCCAUCAAACAGAGGAAACGACGUACGGAGGAAACGGUGCGAAGUCGGCGUCGCUUUUGGUCGGCGUCUUUGCUGGUUGUCAUUUCAGUGGUCUCCCCGGGAUUUGGGGGGGAGGGGGGACCUGGCUUGCUACUGGUCGAGGGAGGAGCGGUAUCGAGGGAAGCGAGAUCGGAGAUGGGACUAGGAGGUGGUGGCGAUUGGUUUUGAUCGUCCGUGGAGGAAGGAAAGACGGCUGCGGGCGGAGGCAGAGAGAAGAGAGGGUUAGAGGGAUGUGAGAUAAAAUUAUUUAUUUAUUGUUUGUUUUAUUUAUUUUUUUUAGUUUUCAUAAAUAAUUAAAAAUUGUUCAGAUAAAAAAUAAAUCAAAAUGAUGUGGCAAUGAUAUUGAUGACUUGUCGCUGACGUGUGUGAUGAGUUGGCAGUCACAUCAUCAUUCCGUUAAUUAGACUAACGGUGUCAUUGACGCCGUCAAACUAUGUAACAGAAAUGGCUAUAUUUGUCAUCGAACUUUCAAAAUUAUGGCUAUUUCUGGUAUUUCUCCAAAAGUGGUUAUAUUUAUCACAAACGUCAAAAUUUUGGUUAUACAAGUGAAUUUGACUUUUUUUCUAACCCGUCUCUAAUUGGCUAGGAUCGAGUUUUGAAUGUAAAUACAUGAUCAUGUUAUGU
Messenger RNA from Linum trigynum, 2253 nucleotides. The record is from the annotation of a GenBank genome assembly. Lineage: Eukaryota; Viridiplantae; Streptophyta; Magnoliopsida; Malpighiales; Linaceae.